AUGACAAGCCGUCCCAGCGAAUCGCAACCGGAGAAUGACUUCGAUGGGCAAUAUCGUGGAGUCCAAGGAGACUCCGAGGACAAGCACACUCCAAUCUCGAUAUCCGCGCAUACACCUACAUCCACUAUUUCGACCUUCAGAGCGGACCAGGAGAAGCAAGUUGUUUUGAUCCUUGUUGGUCUUACAGCCUCGGGAAAGUCUACCUUUGCCGGGGCUCUUGAGAGACACCUGCCCCGUUUCCGCCGGUGCAACCAGGACGAGCUCGGUGAUCGGCGAAGCGUGGAGGCGCUCGCGAGGCGGACGUUACGGGAUGGCUUAUCUGUCUGCAUCGAUCGGACGAACUUUGACGAGAGCCAACGAGCACAUUGGGUGAACAUUGCGAGAGAGGUACCGGAAACGGACGUGUGGGUGAUCGUGUUCGACACACCGUAUGAGGUCUGCGCCGCGAGACUUUGUAGUAGAACAGGACACCCCACAAUCACGAACUCGGAGCUCGGGCUGCAAGUGCUCCGACGAUUCCAAUCACAGUACCGCCCACCCCUCGCCCACGAGGGAUACACGCGCAUCCUUCACCUGAGACCAGAAGACCUCCCGAACGUUGAGCCUACGGAGCAGGAGGUUCGCGAGGUCAUCAGACGUGUCCAAGACGCACCAGAAGUCGUGCGGACCGAACGCCCCGCUCCUUGGAGUGGCUUCCGUGGCGGGCGCGGAGGGUACAACGGCCGCGACUUUCACCAGCGGGGGCCAGCUCCUCGCGGGGGGUACGCGUAUCCUGGCGCGCCACAUAACCGGACGCGGGGCGGUGGCGAUGCGCAACGCGGCAGAGGAGCAUACCAACCGACGUCGCCCUGGAACCAGCCCCCAUCGCGCGGCGGGCCGCCCUCACGAGGAUCACAGUGGCAGGGGGGCCCAGGAGGACGGGGAUGGGGGCGGGGAUCGCACGAGGGUACUCCGAGGAGCGACCGCACGGAGAGGAACUGGCGCGAGUGA
This is a messenger RNA of Epithele typhae, 990 nucleotides long. Its product is annotated as P-loop containing nucleoside triphosphate hydrolase protein. The transcript has 5 exons. The coding region runs from base 1 to 990 and encodes 329 amino acids. Gene Ontology annotation, molecular function: double-stranded DNA binding; polynucleotide 3'-phosphatase activity; ATP-dependent polydeoxyribonucleotide 5'-hydroxyl-kinase activity. Gene Ontology annotation, biological process: DNA repair. Lineage: Eukaryota; Fungi; Basidiomycota; Agaricomycetes; Polyporales; Epitheliaceae. The record is from RefSeq and is a predicted model, not a curated record.